This is a messenger RNA of Lactuca virosa, 3945 nucleotides long. Lineage: Eukaryota; Viridiplantae; Streptophyta; Magnoliopsida; Asterales; Asteraceae. The record is from the annotation of a GenBank genome assembly.
AUUUUAUUGAAAAAAUAGAUUAAAAAAAGUAUGAACAGCAAACAUGCUGAACUGGGACAGAGAAUUACAGAAAGAAAGAAAGAAAGAAGCAAAGCAACAGCUGCACUUGUGCUACCUUCAUCACCUCCACUUUCUCUCUCUCACCGUUUCUCCAUCAACACUCCACCUCUCUUCACGUGACUCCCCAUCCUUCUUCCCUUUUUCUUAGGGUUUUCUCAACUGCAAUUUUGAUUACAUUCCACCGGCAGAUUUCCUUGAUCCGCCCAAAUCCCAAGCAGAUCCGACAAACUGAUUCCUUUCCAAACUUUUAUUGCACUACAACUUGCCUCUGAUUUCGUGAUUACGUCCAAUCAGGUUGGUUUACUGGUGGUCGUUCUAUCGAAUUUGACUUCCGUACGGGUAAGUCAACAGGUUGGCGUACAGGAAUAGAAGAGAAUAUUAACUUGUGGUUAGGUUCGAAUUUGACAACAAUUUGGGCAUAUUUUAUGCUUUAACUAUUAGUGGAUCUGGUGAUUUCGAAAUAUUCUUAGCUGGUGAGGUUUCUGAUGCUUACACGGUUGAUAUAUAUUAAAUUGGAGUGUUUUCAUCGGAAAUAAGCUGAUUUCUGAGGCUUUAUGGCAUCAAAUUAGAAGUUGGAAUUGAAUUGAUGGUGUUUUACGGGAAUGGGAUUGAAUUGGGGAACAAUGGUCGUUGAAAGAGUUAGGUAGCCAAAAUGCCUGCUUCACCAGCAAUGAGAUUUUCUCCAGGGAGGGAAUCAAGGGCUGAUAAUCACAAGAGAGGUCGUAGUCUUGAGAACGGAGUAGUUUUCAAAGAGAGAGAUGAUGAUCUUGCUUUAUUCAAUGAGGUGCAAAGUAGAGAACAAGACAAUUUCUUGCUUCAGUCUAAUGAUGAUUUUGAAGAUACUUUCGUGACCAAGUUGAGCGAUUUUUCUGAUCACAAGCUUGGAAUAAACAUUGCUACUAGAGGAGAAAGUAGUGACUUCCUCAAUACAGAAGAGGAAAAGAACGAUUAUGAAUGGUUAAUAACUCCACCUGAUACCCCUCUGUUUUCCUCAUUGGAUGAUGAGACAACUCAAGUUAUUCUUCCACAGAGGGGAAGGCCACGUGCUCAACCCAUCUCACUCUCAAGAUCAUCCACAAUGGAAAAGAAUCACAGAAGUAGUAGAAGUAGUCCAAGCCCAAAUCGCCUAACCCCAUCUCCACAAUCUAGUAAUAUCACAUUUCAGCCUCCCACUAGAUCAAAGAGACCAUCUUCCCCAUCAAGUAAACCUUCAACACCACCUCCAGCUUCACGAAGAUUAAGCACAGGAUCCAGUUCCACUAUUACCAAGGGUAUUUCGGGUAUUUCACCUGUGAAGACAACAAGAGGAAACUCAGCUUCACCCAAGAUAAGGGCAUGGCAGGCGAACAUUCCUGGUUUUUCCACAGAAGCACCUCCAAAUCUGAGGACAUCUUUGGCUGAUAGACCUGCAUCAUAUGUACGUGGGUCCUCACCAGCUUCUAGAAGCAGUAGACAAUCAAUGUCACCUACUCCUUCUAGAAGCAUCAGUUCAUCUCAUAGUCAUGAUAGAGAUAGAUUUAGCCCAAGGAGUAAAGGGUCAAUUGCGUCUUCUGCUGAUGAUGAUGUUGAAAUUGAAUCUCUUCCAUCUGUUAUUGUUGUUCAUGGCUCUGAAAGGUUGAAUUCAAGGAAACUCGGUGGAUUUCAGAAUAAUAAUAAUAAAGCUUCUUUUUCACAAAAGACAAACAGAACAGUUUCUUCUAACUCUGCUCCUAAAAGAUCAUUUGACAUGGCACUUCGACAAAUGGAUAAUAAAAGAGUUCCUCAAAAUAUGUUCAGACCACUACUCACCAGUGUCCCUAGUUCAACAUUUUAUGCUGGAAAAUCAACUCCUGUUUGGAAUUCUUCUGUGACAAGUUCUGAUCUACCCACAACUUAUGCACAUGAAAUUCAAGAAACUCAACUAAAUGAUGAUGAAGCAACAAGUGGAUCAUGUGUAAAGUUGCAAGAUUCUUCUUCCUCUUCUUUUCUUGAUGAUCAAGUAUCUAUAUUCAAAAAAACCGAUUCUUUGAAUGAAGAUAUGGGGAAUGAAAUUGAAACCCAUGAAAUUUCACCAACUCCUCAGUUUGGUGAUUUGAAAGAUGGGUUUGAAAAUCUUGCAGAUUGUGAUACUGAAACUUGUGUAGUUUUAGAUGAUGAUUUUAAAGACACAGAAGUUGAAACCCUAAAGGAUAUGUUACUUUGUUCUAGAUGUGGUUGUAGAUACUCUAAUGAUUUCAUACAAUCAGAAAAAGAAAUCAAACUUUGUGAAAGUUGCCAAAAUUCGUAUUCAUCAUUGAAGCCUCAAGCAGAAGAAGUCAACAUGUCAGAUGAAGAUCAUGAAUCAUUCAACACAAUGAAGCCUCAAAUGAAUCCAGUUGUUGAAGUUGAAGUUGAAGUUGAAUCCCUUGAAUUGAGUCCAUUUGAACAACAUGAAGAUGUAGUAGUUAAAGAAGCGACAGAAGUCAACCAUGAAGUCAUAAGUCAACCAAGUUAUAGUGAUGCUGUUGACUUUUCAGAUUCAAAGGUUGAAGACUCUUUAGUCUUGAAAAAGUCAAAUAGCAUGAAGGGCAUUGUUGUCAGAAGCGGGAACUUUUCAGCUAGUAGUAUCUCUUUAGAUGAUCUUUCAUAUGUGAGAUAUUAUAGUACAAAUACAAAUAGCAUGAGAAGCUCUUUGGGACGUGGGAGUUUAUCUGCUUCAUCUUCUUUUGACUUUGGUCAAACUACAAAUACACAUACAGACACUCGAUUAAAUCGUAACAAAAAACAGCAUCAACGAAGUGUGUCAUCUUUUUCUCGAAGUUCUAGUCAUGCUUUUCAUCCUUCAAGUGUUGGAACAAGCACUCUUGAUUCGUUUGAGGUAUCCAGUGUUCAUGUAGUGAAAGAUGUUGCUGACGUGGCAUCUAUAACAUGUCCUCAAGAAACCACCCCAUGUGAAAGCGACACAUGGACUGAAAAUGAAGAUGUGGAUAAUCAAACAGGUCAUGAAUGUUCAAAUGUUGAAGAGAGUGAGGAAGAGGAAGAUACAGGUGUAAGUGUUUGUGUUGCAGAAGUUGAAGUUGAAUUGAGUGUGAUUUCGGAAGGAGAAAUUGAUCAAAGUUGUGCUUCUCCUCCUGUUUCACAAUGUAAUGCUUCAGCUAUAGAUGAUGACAACAUAGAAGAGGAACCGCAAUCGGAAUCGGAAUCGGAAUCGGAAUCGGAAUCGGAACCGGAAUCGGAAUCGUCGGUGUUAGUCGAAGAUGAAGGAAAAACGAAAGGAAGAAGGCUAACACUAGAAGAAGCAACAGAGACAAUACUCUUUUGCAGCUCAAUAGUCCAUAACAUAGCCUAUGAAGCUGCAACUUUAGCCAUUCAGAAACAACAUUCAGAUGCUUCUCAAACUGAAGACAACAAUACUUCAUCUUCAGGGCCACUUAUUCCAGCCAUAGGAAAGCCUACAAAAGAGAUUCAAACCAAAAAAACAAAAAAAACAUCAUCAAAGUCUCAGAAAAACAGACACAAAAAGGUGACGACUACAAAACCUCCUAACAACAACACAAAUACAAAUGAGGAAACUGAUUUGGUAAAACCACGUAUUGUUUAUCCUAAUAAUAAAGAGAAUAGGAGACCUCCAAAACUAGAAUCUAAAUGCAAUUGUAGUAUUAUGUGAGAGAAAGUGUUUUGAUUUUUGGGUUCUUCCACUUGGUUUUGACUUUGGUUGAUUGUGUAAGUAUUUUUGUAAAGAAAGUUAAUUAGUAGGUUAGAUUUGGUUUGUAUUUUUAUUUUUUAUUUUUUUAUUAGUGAUUUGGGUUUGGUAUUUAUAUGUUAUAGAGGAGAGCAGAAUGAUGACCUAAGUGUUGUUUAUUUGAUUGUGGUACUAGUGCUGCUAUGCAAUUGUUGAUUGACUUUUGAAUCUGUAACUUGAGAGGU